AUGCCGACCUUCGACAGUGGAAUAACUUUAAAUGCGUUAGAAAGCACUACAUACAACAUGACAGCAAAAUUGUCUUGUGCAGUUGGCUUUACGUUGAUUGGCAAUGCAUAUGUAACUUGUCAGGCGAAUGGGAACUGGUCAACGCAACCGAACUACGUCAUCAACAACUGCAGUGACCCGACUCCAGAAUCAGGAAAUGUUGAUAGCACAGACUUUCAGUAUGGUUCAGUUAUUGAAGUUACAUGCGUUGAAGGCUAUAAAAUCAAUGGAAAUUCUUCAAUAAUAUGCCAAGCAAAUUCUACAUGGAGUAACAUUCCAGUGUGUGACCAGAUAGAAUGUGAAACUUUGAAUAUCACAAACGGACAUUUUAAUACAGCACUCGGAACGACUUUUGGAAAAACAGCCACACAGUCCUGUUACACCGGUUAUACGCUUUCGGGAGAUGAAACAGUCACAUGCAUUGAAGCUGGUUGGAAUGGUACUAUCGCAACGUGUACCAUCGUUGACUCGGAAGCCAGUGCUCUAGUCGUAAUAUAUGCUAUGGUUCCAGUUAUCGUAAUUGUUCUUACCUUAGUUUUAUUAUUCGUUAUUUGGAGAAAAAGACAUUUACAGUGUGCAAAAGUGAAUAAUACACACCACAAACCUGGAGAAAGGCCGACAAUUCAAUAUGCGAGUGAAACAUGCAAAGGAUAUGGCCUUAAAAACCAGGACCAUGUAUUAGAGUCAUCGGAACCGAUACCAAAAGACGAGGAAUAUUCUUUUAUUUCAGACCACAAUAAAGCGGAUCCAUUAGACAACACGUUUUAUAACACAUUUGACAAUAUAUGUAAAGUGGAAAAUGAUGUAGAAAAUCAAUAUGAUCAUACAACAGGACAUUCUGACAUACAGAUAGCUAACUCGCCAAUAGCGAGUCACUAUCGUCACUUUUAG
This is a messenger RNA of Mercenaria mercenaria, 930 nucleotides long. RefSeq names its product sushi, von Willebrand factor type A, EGF and pentraxin domain-containing protein 1-like. Lineage: Eukaryota; Metazoa; Mollusca; Bivalvia; Venerida; Veneridae. The record is from RefSeq and is a predicted model, not a curated record. Bases 1 to 930 code for a protein of 309 amino acids. The transcript has 6 exons.